AUGAGAGGUAAUAUCAUUUUAACCUCUACGCUGAAGGCUCUUUUGCCGCCAAAUUCCGAUAAGGCACAACUCAUCACAGAGGAUGACCUCGCACGUAUGCGCACUAAUGCGAUUUCUGAUCAUUUCAAAGAAGAUCAAGUGAGGGAGCGUAAAAGGGAGCACGUAGCUGCGAGAAAUAAGGCUGCAGCAACUCGUGCCGACAAAAUAGAAGCCAUAGAAACACAACGCAAAGCCAAUAAAGCCCCAUCAUCUGAGGAAAAACAGAUGACCGCGCGACGCAACGAACUUAAUUCCCAGUUCACUGCUGCUAAGCUUCAGCAGGAGGGAAUUGUUCGACAGAUUGAUAGUCUUGCCAUGCAGGCCAAGGUCUACACAGUUCGCGACCGGCAGAUUGCUGCUGCUGAACGAAAGAUUAUUGAAGAAAAAAUGGAAGCACUCGAUGAAAAGGAACGUGUUGAGCGCGUUCUCAAGGAAAUCGAAGAUGAAAAGAAGAGGUUGCGUGAUAAAGAGGCCCAGGAGAAGGAAAGCCUCCGCAUACAUAUGGAGAAUGACAUGCUUAUUCGUCAGCAGAAUGCAUUACUUGAGAAGGAAGCGGAGCUUCGAGAAGCAGAGCAGCUGGCAGCAUAUAUAAAGGCAGAGGAGGCCAAGAGCAAAGCCAUUCAAGAAGCCAAGGAAGCUAACGAAAGGCGCCUUCGACGUGAAGCUGAUGCCAUUAACGCUGAAACUAUGCGUCUUAAGGAGCGUGAGAAGAUGCUUGAGCGUGAGGAGGACUUGCGACUUGCUGCCAUGCUUCGUCAAAAGGAGAUCGAGGAAAGGAAGAAGGAGGAAGAAAGGAUCAUUGAGGAAAGGCGCAAGAACAUCGAGUUUGCUGCCCUCCAGCAGCAGCAAGCAAAGAAGGACAAUAAGAUGGCAGAGAUUGAAGAGGCGCGCCUGCGAGCUACCUUGGAAAAGAAGGAGAGAGCACGCGAGGCAAGGCUCCGAGAAGAACAGGAGAAGCAGAUCCGGUUCCAGCGCGAACAGAAAGAAGCUCUCGACCUCCGCCUCGCAGUCAAAGCGGAGGAGGCUAGACGCGAGCGCGAAGAGUACUUAGCUGACCUAGAACGAAAUAAGCGAUGCUAUGAAGAGCUUCAGAAAGAAAAGGAACGCGAGAAGCUGCGUCAGAAACUUAUAGCGGAAGAGACCAAGCGACAAUUGGAUGAACACCUUGCGCUAAAAGAAAAACUCACAGGGAAAGAGGCAGUUAGUGCUGAAAACGAGAGGAUACGCAGCGAGCUGGAGGCGAGAAAGAACAUGUUUGAUGACUAUCGCUGGAAGAAGAUAGAAGAGCUCAAGAGUAUGGGUGUGGAGGAUAAGUACCUUACCCCGUUGUAUAACUUCAAGAUAGAGGAGCACUAA
This is a messenger RNA of Giardia duodenalis, 1395 nucleotides long. RefSeq names its product putative Spindle pole protein. The record is from RefSeq and is a predicted model, not a curated record. The coding region runs from base 1 to 1395 and encodes 464 amino acids. Lineage: Eukaryota; Fornicata; Diplomonadida; Hexamitidae. The transcript has a single exon.